Pelobates cultripes (western spadefoot toad) is the source of this 272-nucleotide messenger RNA. NCBI's taxonomy places the organism in Eukaryota, Metazoa, Chordata, Amphibia, Anura, Pelobatidae. The record is from the annotation of a GenBank genome assembly.
AUGGCGGAGAGAAUGGCCGGAGAGAAGAGAUGCACACCUAAAAUGGUGGAGAUCAUGCGGCCCCCAGGCAACCACGAGGCCCAGCUCGUCUCCGGGUCCAACCUGGACCGCAUAUUCAUGGACUUUUGGCUUAAACUCAAGCAAAUACUGCAACAAAGCGACUCUCGCCCACCCAGCUCAAGCCACCCACCUCGACAGCCGCCACCUGACCCUCAGCAAUGGAAAGCUGCACCGGGGGGACAUAAAACCAAAAAAUGGCAGCGGAGUAGUAG